Molecule: messenger RNA, 1414 nt
Organism: Nezara viridula (southern green stink bug)
Lineage: Eukaryota; Metazoa; Arthropoda; Insecta; Hemiptera; Pentatomidae
Source: the annotation of a GenBank genome assembly
UGCACUGAAAUCGAAAAUUCAAAUAUUUAGGACUACUUCUGGACCAAAAACCGAGAACAAAUUUUUCAUCUUUUCCACCUAUCAAUACUUGGUAAGUUGAUACUUGGUAACAGAACGAAGUUCUGCAGUAAAAUUUAGAAAAAUAUACAUUGCCAGUUUUGAUACCGAACUACUAAUGCUAUGAUUAUUCUAGCAAUGCUGAAACCAUUUUAGAAACUGAUAUAAAAGAUACGAAAAUCCAUCCCGAAUUAAGGGGGGUUAAAUGCCAGAUUGUAAAAUCACAAACUCGUAAGAUGGGAAGUCGGAGAGCGACAUAAACCCACUUCAAGACAAAGUCGGGGACUGAGCCUCAAACCGAAGUCGAACAGGGAGCGCCACGAGUCCAGGUAAAACAGGUUUGGUGGGCUUAAAUCCGUGUGGCUAAGGUAGAGGGGACCAGUCGCGAGCCGUACCGUCAUGACGGAGGAUGGCCGACCCAAACAACAACGACGCUCCCGAGAAGUACCGGCUCCGGCCUCGGAAGAGGUGCGGCACCUCUGAAGAGGAAGAGGAAGAGGUCUGGACGAAGAGGAGGCGGAAGGGAUCCUCCAAGUCGGCGCCGCUAUCCAAGUACCGGAGGAAGACUGCGAAUGCUCGCGAGCGCUCGCGGAUGAGGGAGAUCAACGAGGCGUUCGACAGCCUGCGGCGGGCGGUGCCGGCCUACGGGGACGGGGCGGAGCGGCUGACCAAGAUCUCCACCCUCCGGCUGGCCAUGUCCUACAUCGCCGCCCUCAGCGACGCCCUCGCCCAGUCCGACGCCUGCCCUAGCCCCCUAGGCGGCGAGGAGGCCGUCGACGUUCAGGAAGACGUGGACGACUUCGACCCCUUCGUCGCCUCAGCCACCCUCGACUUCGACGACUUCCUAGCCAUCGACAUCACAUGACAGAUGUUGAACGAGACAAAUACAAGGAUAGAUCCGAAGAAGAACGCAAAUUCAUCCAAGUUUUCAUUAAAUCAAUAAUUUACAAAAUAAUUUAAACUAUUUUAUGUUUGAUUCAGUACUUUCAUUUUUUUAAAUAAUGUUUUAUUUUCUGUUUUUGAAAUUUCUUCUUUGAACGUUCCCUUUAAAUGUCCAAGUGACCUUAUUAAUGUAAUGUUUGAUGAGUUUAGACUGCCAUAUAUCUUGUGAAUAUUGUAUAUAGUAUUUAAGUUCCUAGUGCCAUAUAGUUGAAUUAAUUUAUAUUGUACAUUUUGUUUUUAAUGCAUAUUUUUUUUUAUACGUAAUAUAAAAAUUAUUUUCUUGAAUUAAUUAUUUUUAAUGAAAUGAAUAUAUAUGUAAUGAAUGGCUUCAUAUAUGCUUCUUGUUGACAAAAUAAAAAUAAUAUUAAGCCAUCAUCAUUUUUCUUAAAAAUAUAUAUAUAUUUAUAUUGUUGCC